This is a messenger RNA of Exophiala mesophila, 1496 nucleotides long. RefSeq lists its product as uncharacterized. Gene Ontology annotation, biological process: mRNA splicing, via spliceosome. The coding region runs from base 180 to 1379 and encodes 399 amino acids. The record is from RefSeq and is a predicted model, not a curated record. Gene Ontology annotation, molecular function: RNA binding. NCBI's taxonomy places the organism in Eukaryota, Fungi, Ascomycota, Eurotiomycetes, Chaetothyriales, Herpotrichiellaceae. Gene Ontology annotation, cellular component: RES complex; U2-type spliceosomal complex. The transcript has a single exon.
AUUAUUUCCCCCGUCAUUCUUGCACCUUGUACACUGGCUUCUGUCGAUGUUUAACGACUAUACACACGCAGCGCAUUGAUACUGAUUUGAUCAGACGAGGAUGCGAUGACAAUUGCUGCUACUGGCUAGGCCAACACCACAUCAUCACCUUUUCCAUUACCUCCCCUCUCACCUAGACCAUGGCUCCCGCAAACCUCGCCGAUUACCUGGCCAAAAACUAUCUCAAUGCCUCUUCCUCCACCAAAUCCGCCUCCGACCCCAACUCUAAUUCCGACUUCCUCGAGUCGUCCCGACCAAAGAAGAAGCGGCGCAAGAAUAAAGACCCCAACAGCGAAAAUACUGGGCUUCUAAUAGCAGACGAUGACGCCGACCUGACAUUACGCACGGGAGGAUCAUCCCGCAGAAAGGGCAAUGAUGACGAUGACGAUGACAACGACACGCCCAUCUACGCCACGUCCGCACCAUCCGCCGAGUUUCGCAAAAAGAAAACAACCUCAUGGAAAGUCAUCGACGCCCCUUCAAACACCAACGCCAACACCGACGACGCCGAAGCCGAACGUAUCAUAUCUGAAGCCGCCGCCGAAUCUGCCGCUCGACGCCGUGAAAUCGACGAUGAAGAUGCACCCGCCGUCGUCGACAUUCCUCAGGAAACAUCCCAACCACGCAUGCAAUCCGGCGCACGAGCAGGUUUACAAACCGCCGCCGAUACAGCUCGACUCGAGGAAGAAGAACAGCAACGACGCGCAGCAGAAGAAGCACAAGUCGCCGAAGAAAAGCGGAAAUCCCGCAAAUCGAAAAAGAAACACGAUGGAGACGAUGAUGUUCCUGAAGAAGAACAAACCAUCUAUCGAGACGCCACAGGUCGACGUAUCGACUUGACAUUAAAACGAGCGGAAGCACGGCGCGCUGAACUCGAGAAAAUCGCCGCCGAGAAGAAAGCUCGCGAGGACGCCAUGGGUGAUGUCCAACGUCGCCAGAAAGAGGAACGAAAACAAGAACUUGAAGAUGCCAAAUUCCUCACGCUAGGCAGAAGUGCUGAUGACCACGAUAUGAAUGAACAAUUGAAAACAGUCGUUCGAUGGGAUGAUCCUAUGGCGGCAUAUAUGGCGUCUAAGAGGGCAGAGGAAGGAGAUGAUGUUGCCGAUGGAGAUGGAAGAGCCCGGAAUGGAAAGGGGGCUGUGACUAAGGGUGGUAAAACGAAGACUGUACAGAAGAAGGUAUAUCAAGGUUCAGCGCCACCUAAUCGAUAUGGUAUCUUACCUGGUUGGAGAUGGGAUGGUGUUGAUCGAGGUAAUGGAUUUGAAAAGGAAUGGUUCCAAGCACGUGGUCGGAAGGCUAGGAAUGAGGAUUUGAGUUAUCAAUGGCAGAUGGAUGAAUGAUGGUUUUACUUAUUGAUCUGACCAUAUGGUCUCUGUAUGGCCAGUGAGCAUUGGUUCAAGUUCCCUGUCUUGAUAGGCGAGUUUAACAAUAAAUUCAAGAUCAAUCCGAUACAUCAA